AUGGACAGUUAUCAUAAGAUAGUACUUCCACUCUCCAAAGACGAAUGGCUUGUGGAUUCAUAUGUAGAUGCCAGCGGACAGCUGCGACUCGGCAGCUUGUUCCAAGACCUUGAUGCGCUCGCAGGCUUGGUCUCCUAUAAGCAUACUGGACCUGGCACAGCAAAUGUGACCGCUGCGGUGGAUAGGAUAUCUAUCAUCAACCCGUUGGAAGAUUUCUGUGACCUUGAGCUUAGCGGGUUCGUUUUUUUUGUUGGAAAUUCUUCCAUGGAAGUUUCGAUCGAGGCUAGAAAAGCUGGACACCCGGGGGAUGGCGGGUUAUUGUUAUCUUGCGCAUUCACGAUGGUUGCUCUAAACCCGGAGACUAAAAAACCUACCCAAGUAAGCUCGUUGAUAGCCGAGACACUAGAGGAGAAAGCCAUAUUCCGUCGUGGGGAAGCCAACAAGACGGCUAAAAAAGCCAUCACGAGGGCCUCCCUAACAACCCAAGCACCAACACUGGAAGAAUCACUCCUAAUCCAUAAGACGUACCUAACCCACCUCCAAUACACAGACCUCGAGAACCCCCUUCCAAAGCCCGAGACGACAAUAUACAUGUCUGAAACCAGCAUCUCCAGCACUGCAAUCAUGCAGCCGCAACACCGCAACCGCCACUCUUUCAUGAUCUUCGGCGGUUACCUUUUGAAAGAGACCAUGGAGCUGGCUUUCUGCUGCUGCUCCGCGUUUGCCCAUUGCCGGCCUACCUUCCUCUCGCUAGAACCGAGCACAUUUGACGCGCCGGUCCCUGUAGGGAGUAUAUUGUAUCUGAAGGCUACAGUAGGGUACACCGAGCAUCGGAAAGGGGGGUCAAGGGUUCAGGUUUCAGUUCAGAGCUCGGUGAGGGAUGUUGCCCAUGGGUCUUUCACUGGGGCGGGGGUAUUCAAUUAUACGUUCUUUGUGGAAAGGGAGUUGGAGGUUAUGCCCAUUACGUAUUCUGAAUUCUUCUGUACUAAUGUUGAUUUUUGCUAG
This is a messenger RNA of Tuber melanosporum (Perigord truffle), 1005 nucleotides long. RefSeq lists its product as uncharacterized. The transcript is spliced from 5 exons. NCBI's taxonomy places the organism in Eukaryota, Fungi, Ascomycota, Pezizomycetes, Pezizales, Tuberaceae. The record is from RefSeq and is a predicted model, not a curated record. Gene Ontology annotation, biological process: acyl-CoA metabolic process. Bases 1 to 1005 code for a protein of 334 amino acids. Gene Ontology annotation, cellular component: mitochondrion. Gene Ontology annotation, molecular function: fatty acyl-CoA hydrolase activity.